AUAGAAUCAUUUGCUCGGUGUGCGUGUGUGGAAAAAGUUCGAAUCCACAAAGAGAAACGAGAUAUUCCGAAUCGGAUAGAUGUAUUUUGAGUCGUUCCGAGUGGCUAUGCAAAUUUAAUUGCGGUUCUCCCAAAUCAUCGAAAAGCCAACAGGUCGCCCCUCGACUAAAAUAAACAUACACAAUCGGCAAAUGAAACGGGUACAACAAAAGCAGCUGGAGAACCGGUUAACCGGUUUCAAAAUUUCCAUCAUUGCACAGUUUACUUGCCUGUAUAUUUAAGUUGCAGUGGAUCAAAAUAUUUACACUCACACGCAAAUAUCUAUGAAUUCGCUAGAUAUAUGUCGAUAGUGUGAGGUUUUGUGUGUGGUUUGCGGGAAAAAUAUAGUUUCGGCCAAGGAAAUUAAACAAAUAAAAGCAAAGGCAGACGCAGACAUAACUGUGAAAAUAAACUAACCAGACAGCCAUGGGUUAUUCCAUUAAGAACUGCGAAACGGGUGAGUUGGAGUACUUCUACACAGACACCGUCCGAGUGAAAAGACCUGCCUACGAUGAGGAAACCGGUGAGCCGAUUCACGACCAGAUCAUGAAGGUCCACUUUCGAAAGCACACCAACUUCCAUGUACCCAAGCACUUCCUCCGGGGAACAAUGUGCGAUGAGAUGGACGAUGUGCUGGCCAACACGGUGAGACAUGGAGCCGCCACCGCGUUACCCCAAAAGGCUCCCAAGAAGGCGACUCCGGGCUACGAGCGGGAAGAUUACUGUCAAAUGGAUGGUGUGAGCACCAACAUCAUCCUAGGCUAUAGCCGCAACCAGUACCUGCUGUUCCUGGUGCCCACGCUCUUCUGCUUUAACUUCUUCAUUGGAGCCACGCUUGCCAUCAUCGAGAUCUUGCUGCACAUGAUAUCGCACCAUAAGAACAGCCUCACCAUGCAGAAUGGCCUGUACUUCCGGAGUCCACUCCAUGUGCUCUCCUCGCAAUUCUGCGCCGUUUGCCGCACGGAAUGCGACAGCAAGUACAAUCGCAUCUUUGACAUCCUCAACAAACAGAUGCGCAACGCACAUCGCUCGGAAGCCUUGAAGGAUAUGGCCAAGGCCAUUGGUUAAGCUGGGUGGGAUAGGCUUUGACAUGGUCUACGUAUAUUUUAACAACAAAAAUGUUUUUGUCACACGAUCAACAAAAAAUAUAAAUGCACUCGUUUAUCACUCAA
Molecule: messenger RNA, 1210 nt
Organism: Drosophila suzukii
Lineage: Eukaryota; Metazoa; Arthropoda; Insecta; Diptera; Drosophilidae
Source: RefSeq, a predicted model, not a curated record